This is a messenger RNA of Mesoplodon densirostris (Blainville's beaked whale), 1683 nucleotides long. RefSeq names its product dihydrolipoamide S-succinyltransferase (gene DLST). The transcript is spliced from 15 exons. Gene Ontology annotation, biological process: tricarboxylic acid cycle. NCBI's taxonomy places the organism in Eukaryota, Metazoa, Chordata, Mammalia, Artiodactyla, Ziphiidae. The coding region runs from base 68 to 1435 and encodes 455 amino acids. Gene Ontology annotation, molecular function: dihydrolipoyllysine-residue succinyltransferase activity. The record is from RefSeq and is a predicted model, not a curated record. Gene Ontology annotation, cellular component: oxoglutarate dehydrogenase complex.
CUAUAUCCGGUGUCCGCCUGCCCUCCGCUCCGCCGCCUCCGCCACCACUAAAGCCGCUGCAGCCGCGAUGCUGUCCCGGUCCCGCUUCCUGUCCCGGGCGUUCAGCCGCUCGCUCUCCGCCUUCCAGAAGGGGAACUGCCCUCUAGGGAGACGUUCCCUGCCUGGGAUCUCCUUAUGUCAGGGACCAGGUUACCCUGACAGCAGGAAGAUUGUCAUUAACAACGGUAGUGUCUUCAGUGUUCGCUUUUUCAGAACUACAGCUGUGUGCAAGGAUGAUGUGAUUACAGUCAAAACCCCAGCAUUUGCAGAAUCUGUCACAGAAGGGGAUGUCAGGUGGGAGAAAGCUGUUGGAGACACAGUUGCAGAAGAUGAAGUGGUUUGUGAGAUUGAAACUGACAAGACAUCUGUGCAGGUUCCAUCACCAGCAAAUGGCAUGAUUGAAGCUCUUUUGGUACCUGAUGGGGGAAAAGUAGAAGGAGGCACUCCUCUUUUCACACUCAGGAAAACUGGCGCUGCUCCUGCUAAGGCCAAGCCAGCCGAAGCUCCUGCUGCUGCAGCCCCAAAAGCAGAACCUGCCGCGUCGGCAGUUUCUCCUCCCCCUGCAGCAUCUAUACCCACUCAGAUGCCACCAGCGCCCUCGCCCUCACAGCCUCUCACUAGCAAACCAGUGUCUGCCGUAAAACCCACUGCUGCCCCUCCAGUAGCUGAGCCAGGAGCUGGCACAGGUCUGCGUUCAGAACAUCGGGAGAAAAUGAAUAGGAUGCGGCAGCGCAUUGCUCAGCGUCUGAAGGAGGCUCAGAAUACCUGCGCAAUGCUUACCACUUUCAAUGAGAUUGACAUGAGUAACAUCCAGGAGAUGAGGGCUCGGCACAAAGAUGCUUUUCUGAAGAAACAUAACCUCAAACUAGGCUUCAUGUCGGCAUUCGUGAAGGCCUCAGCCUUUGCCUUGCAGGAGCAGCCUGUUGUAAAUGCAGUGAUUGACGAUACAACCAAAGAGGUGGUGUAUAGGGAUUAUAUUGACAUCAGCGUUGCAGUGGCCACGCCUCGGGGUCUGGUGGUUCCCGUCAUCAGGAAUGUGGAAACUAUGAAUUUUGCCGAUAUUGAGCGAACCAUCAGUGAACUGGGAGAGAAGGCCCGGAAGAAUGAACUUGCCAUUGAAGAUAUGGAUGGUGGUACUUUCACCAUCAGCAACGGAGGCGUUUUUGGCUCGCUCUUUGGAACGCCCAUCAUCAACCCCCCUCAGUCUGCCAUCCUGGGCAUGCAUGCCAUCUUUGAUAGGCCCGUGGCCGUGGGAGGCAAGAUGGAGGUGCGGCCCAUGAUGUAUGUGGCCCUGACGUAUGAUCACCGGCUGAUCGAUGGCAGAGAGGCCGUGACUUUCCUCCGCAAAAUCAAGGCAGCAGUAGAGGAUCCCAGAGUCCUCCUAUUGGACCUGUAGGAGGAAGCCAUGCGCCCUACACAUCAACCAUGCAGGAACUGAAAACCAGUCUUCUCCCUGUCCCCUCACGGGCCCCGGGUUAGCCUGGUGACAGACAGGCAUAUGCUGUCGUUCUCAAGCAAGGAAACCAGGGCACUAUGUAACCAGCAGUCACAGGUCUCUUGGUGUUCUGCCAGGCUCUCUCCCUCUCUGCGCCGUUCUCUUACACUCGAAUAUCUGAUUUCCUUAGGCUUGAGGGAGAGAGAGAG